This is a messenger RNA of Rhopalosiphum padi (bird cherry-oat aphid), 2543 nucleotides long. RefSeq names its product acetylcholine receptor subunit alpha-type acr-16-like. The transcript has 11 exons. Gene Ontology annotation, biological process: chemical synaptic transmission; monoatomic ion transmembrane transport; regulation of membrane potential. Lineage: Eukaryota; Metazoa; Arthropoda; Insecta; Hemiptera; Aphididae. The coding region runs from base 796 to 2310 and encodes 504 amino acids. Gene Ontology annotation, molecular function: acetylcholine-gated monoatomic cation-selective channel activity; transmembrane signaling receptor activity. Gene Ontology annotation, cellular component: neuron projection; postsynaptic membrane; synapse. The record is from RefSeq and is a predicted model, not a curated record.
CGCUGUCCCGGCGGCUAGUCGUGUGUGAGCCGUCACCACCACCGUUGUUCGUCGUCGUUCGUCGCGGCCGACGUCCGCUCGUCCACUGUCGUCGUCGUAGUCGUCUUCUCGCUCGCCGGUCCAGAUCCUCGACCGUAUAUACAUAUAUAGGUGUUCGGUUUCUUUUGAAGUCUUUUUCACCGUUUCUCCUCCUCGCCCACUCUCUUCACUCCGUCGCUCAUCUUCUCGGGACCCGCGCAAAUUUAUAUUGCACGUCGUUCGGCGCGUGUAAUACCUGUACGCGCGCACAGCACCUACCCAUAUACUCCGUCGCCAACGUUCACCGUCUGCGUCGUGAUAUUGUAGCACAUUUUCUCUUUUCUUCUUCCGCGUCGCUCGCAGCAAAACGACAUUAUAUAGAGAAUAUUGUCGCACUACCACCGCCGCGUCGCCGCGUGUACCACAGAUACACCGGUGCCGGUAAUGGGUGGCCGGUACUGCCGCCGCCGCGAGCCGUCUGCGUCGUCGAUCCCACGACGGACAGCGUUGUUAGUGACCACCACCAUCAACACCACCACCACCGCCGUCGCUACUGCGGCCGUCGCCGUACGCUGAGAGACGCCGCCACAACAGCCAGAAGCCGCGGUAGCGAUGCCGGCGAUGAUUCGGUGCAACUGGUGGCCGUGUCGCCGGCGGUCCGUCCAACGGUCCGUUCGUCCCGUGCCGGUGGUCGUCCCUCCGCGAAGUGGUCACCGCGUCCCAGCGUGAUCGUCGUCGUCGUCGGUUCUGGCCGCGCGCGCACCGUCCACACGCGCGAUGUCGUCGUCGCCGUCAUCGUCCUCCUCGUCGUUCUCGUUGACGUCGUCCUCGUCAAAGAUCGUCGUCGUGCUAUUCCUGUUGACGGCCGUGAAAAUAAAAGAGAGCGUUCAAGGUAGAUUCGAAAGACAACUCUUGGAUGACCUCCUAAUAGAUUACAACCCUCUGGAGAGACCUGUAUCCAACGAAUCCGAUCCACUCGAAGUUACAUUUGGCAUCACGCUACAGCAGAUAAUAGACGUGGAUGAAAAAAAUCAAAUUGUUAUAACAAAUGCUUGGUUAAAUAUGGAAUGGGUGGAUUACAAUAUGAGGUGGAACAUUUCCGAAUACGGUGGUGUCAAGGAUCUCAGACUCAAUCCAAACCGACUGUGGAAACCAGACAUACUCAUGUAUAACAGUGCCGACGAAAAAUUUGAUGGAACUUAUCAAACUAAUGUGGUAGUGAGGCACAAUGGUACAUGCCUGUACGUGCCACCUGGUAUUUUCAAAAGUACAUGUAAAAUCGACAUCACAUGGUUUCCAUUCGAUGACCAGAAUUGCCUUAUGAAGUUUGGUAGUUGGACAUACAAUGGUUUUCAGAUUGAUUUAGUGCUCAAAUCAGAUGGCGGUGAUCUAUCAGACUUCACAACGAACGGUGAAUGGUAUUUGUUAGGUAUGCCUGGAAAAAAGAACGUGAUAACCUACGGCUGUUGUCCAGAACCAUACGUGGACAUCACGUUCAUCAUAAAGAUUAGACGGAGGACGUUGUAUUAUUUCUUCAACCUGAUCGUACCAUGCGUACUCAUCUCGUCGAUGGCUCUACUGGGCUUUACGCUACCUCCGGACUGCGGUGAAAAACUUACACUAGAAAUAACUAUACUACUGUCACUAACGGUAUUUCUGAAUCUGGUCGCCGAGUCGAUGCCAACAACGUCCGAAGCGGUUCCCCUUAUAGGUACUUACUUCAAUUGCAUCAUGUUUAUGGUGGCUUCGUCGGUAGUACUCACAUUGGUGGUACUCAACUAUCAUCACCGAACAGCUGACAUACAUACAAUGGGACCAUGGGUUAAGUGUUUUUUCCUGCUAUGGUUACCAUGGAUAUUGUGUAUGCAAAGGCCAGGUAAAGACAUAUCGUUCAAAGCCAUCAGAAGUAGAUAUACCGAUCGAAGAGGCAUAGAACUCCGAGAGCGAUCGUCAAGAAGUUUAUUAGCCAACGUUCUUGAUAUCGAUGAUGAUUUUCGAGCAAGUGUCCUAUCACACCGUGUAUACAACAAUGGAGCUGCCAGUUCUUCAUCACCGGCGUCUGAGUCAAGAAGCGUUUGCAACUACUCGGCCAGGGAAUUGCAACUAAUAUUACAAGAAGUGCGGUACAUCACUGAUCACAUGCGAAAGCAACAGGAUGACCAAGAAGUAAUCAACGACUGGAAAUACGCGGCGAUGGUAGUGGACAGGUUCUGUUUGAUAGUGUUCACUUUUUUCACAUUAGUCGCUACUGUUGCCGUAAUGUAUUCAGCGCCUCACAUAAUUGUUGAGUGACUUAGACAUUGUGUUCACUUCUUGGAUAUCCAUAUGGUAGUCAUGAUUUUGUUAAAUAUUUAUUUCAGAGUAUGAGUUGUUUUGAAAUAUAAUAAUAAAAGUUUUUUUUAUAAUACCAUAAAAAAUCGACGAAGAGCUUAGAAAAAAAAUUCUAUGAUACACAACGCAUUUACAGGGUGUUAAAAAGAUCACGGGCCAAGAAUGAGUCCUUCUAAAUAAUUUAAUUACGUGUU